UAAAGAAGAAAAUUCAUUCCGAUUGAAUACAAUUUUGACGUCCGUAAACACACUUUCUCUCUCUAAACAAAAUAUACAGCUAAGAAGCUGAAUCUAUCUACUGAAAGGAAGCACAGUGAAGUUCAAAGAAGGUGACGCUACAAUUUGUGUGUUCUUUGUGCUUGUAGUUCCGUGUAUGGAAUAUACUCAAUCUGCGUGGAUGAUGCAGCAAAAGACAGUUAUUUGAGCGGAAAGAAGUCUGGUUUAGUGGUUUCAGAGACAAGCUUCCAUCUUUUGGAUAAAAAAUGGAAUGAUAUUGUUGGUUUUGCUUGGUUCCCCGCCUAGUUUUUUCUUCAGAGCAAUUGAAAUUUCUUGAGCUUAGUGGGGGGCUUUGAUGCCAUUUUAUGAAUUUUCUGUACUCACUUGAGGCUUUUAUGCAAUUUUAGGAAGUUUCUAUAUUUGCUCAAGUGUUGGUAGACUGUGUGCUUCUUGGUGAAAAAUGGUUCCAACAGGGCCUCCUAAUCCACGUGGAGGUUCCCAGUCAGUACCUUCUUCAUUACUGCGAACAAAUUCCGGUGUAAUGGGUGGUCAAGGGGGGUCAAUGCCUUCACCAGGUUGUUUCCCUUCUAUGGUUUCUCCUCGGACGAUGUUUGGGAAUAUGAAUAUGCUAGGGAAUGCUCCCAAUGUUUCACAUCAGUCUUUUGCAAAUGGAGGUCCUAAUGCAGGGCUGGCUGGACCAGGAAGUUCUCAGCGUGGUCCUGUUGAUAAUGGGGCCGAGACUGACCCACUUUCUGGUGUAGGAAAUGGGAUCGGUUUUAGUGCUCCUUCAACGUCAUUUAUGUCAUCAGCCAUGGCAACAAAUCCAAAUAGCAGUCAAGUUCAAGGACAGCAGUUUCCUAACCCCUCCGGUAACCACAUGUUGGCUGACCAACAACGAUCCCAACAGUUUGAUUCCCAGAAUUUUCAACAUAAUCAACAGUUGCAGCAGUUUUCUUCCCCUAUCAAUUCCCAAACACAGCAACAGCAGCAUCAAUUUCAAUCCAUGCGUGGUGGAUUAGGAGGUGUGGCACCUGUCAAAAUGGAAACAGAGGUGACUAAUGAUCAAACACCGCAGCAGUUGCAAGCUCUGAGAAACUUGGCACCUGUAAAAAUGGAACCACAACAGAUUCAAAAUAUGAGAGGUCUUGCGCCUGUCAAAGUAGAACAACAACAAUCUGACCCAUCUUUAUUUCUACAUCAGCAACAGCAGCAGCAGUUCCUUCAGAUGUCCAGGCAGUCCCCUCAAGCUGCUGCUGCUGCACAGCUUUUGCAUCAGCAGAGGCUAAUGCAGUUCCAGCAUCAUCAUCAACUCUUGAAGACUUCCCCUCAACAACGAAACCCAUUACAACAACAAUUUCAAUCACAGAAUCUUGCUGUCAGACCUCCUGUAAAGCCAGUAUAUGAGCCCGGGAUGUGUGCCCGUCAGCUGACUCAUUAUAUGUAUCAGCAGCAACAUAGACCUGAAGACAAUAACAUUGAGUUCUGGAGGAAAUUUGUUGCUGAGUAUUUCGCUCCCAAUGCCAAGAAAAAAUGGUGUGUAUCUAUGUAUGGAAGUGGUCGGCAGACUACUGGAGUUUUUCCUCAGGAUGUGUGGCACUGCGAAAUAUGCAGCCGGAAGCCAGGCCGUGGGUUCGAAGCGACUGCUGAGGUUUUGCCCAGGCUUUUCAAGAUAAAGUAUGAAAGUGGCACUUUGGAAGAACUUCUCUAUAUUGAUAUGCCCCGUGAAUAUCAGAAUUCAUCUGGGCAAAUAGUCCUAGAUUAUGCAAAAGCGAUUCAGGAGAGUGUCUUUGAGCAACUUCGUGUUGUCCGUGAUGGUCAGCUUCGUCUAGUGUUUUCACAACCUGAUUUGAAGAUAGUUUCUUGGGAAUUUUGUGCACGGCGUCAUGAGGAGCUUAUUCCUAGAAGAUUGUUGAUACCUCAGGUUAGUCAUCUGGGUGCUGCAGCUCAAAAGUACCAGGCCGCCACCCAAAAUGCAUCAUCUAGUGCGUCUGUUUCUGAGUUGCAGGUUAAUUGCAAUAUGUUUGUUGCUUCAGCUCGUCAGUUAGCAAAAGCUUUGGAAGUUCCGUUAGUAAAUGAUUUAGGCCCCUCUCCCUUUUCUGUCCGUGGAUUGCAGAUUUCGGAAGUGGUUAAUAGCAUGAAAGAUUUGAUCGACUAUAGCAGGGAAACAGGGACUGGACCCAUGGAGAGCUUGGCUAAGUUUCCUCGUAGGAAUGGAUCUUCAGCUGGAGUACAAGGUCCAGUUCAAUCAACUGAGGAUCAGACUCAACAGCCACAGCAGCAGCAGCAGCAACAUACACAUCAAACAAUCAGUAGCUCGAACCAUGAGACAACUUCACAGCCUGGUGUACUGCCACUACCUUUGAGCAAUGGUAUAUCGAAUGUUAACAACUCUGUGAACCAAGUACCUGCUACUUCGUCUAGUGGUACUGUUGUUGGACUACUGCACCAAAAUUCCAUGAACCCCAGGCAACAAAAUCCAGUGAAUGGUGGAAGUAGUACCUACUCAGGAAAUGCUGUCCAAAUGCCUUCACCCAAUUCUUCAAGUAUAAUGCCUCAGUCUCAACCCAACUCUUCUCAAUUCCAUCCUCCAACACCAUCGUCAUCCAACAAUCCACCACAAGCUUCACACAGUGGUUUAUCAUCAGUGCAACAUAUGAACUCUGCGAAUUCCCCAAAAAUCUCAAUUCAGCAACCAGCCCAUUCAAGUGAGGUGGAUGGUAAUGACUCUCAGAGUUCUGUACAAAAGAUUAUACAUGAAAUGAUGAUGUCUUCACAGCUCGGUGGUGGCGGCAUGGUAGGUAAUGGUAUGAUUGGGAAUGAUAUAAAAAAUGGGCAUGGGAUGUUGGCUACAAGUAAUAAUUCCCUUCUCAGUGGAAGCAAUUGCCUUGUUAGGAAUGGGACAGCCAAUGCUAACAGUACAGGUGUUGUUUCUGGAUUUGGGAGUAUGAACAAUGGACUGGGCCAAGCUGCAAUGGUUAAUGGAAUUCGAGCUGUAUUGGGUUAUAACCCUUCAGCCAUGAAUGGGUUAGUGGGCAUGACAAUGGUGAGAGAACGCAAUAUGAGUCAACAACAACAAGAUCUGGGAAACCAACUGCUAAGUGGUCUAGAAGCAGUCAAUGGUUUUAACAACCUGCAGUUUGACUGGAAAACAUCUCCUUAAAAAGGUCCAGGUUGGCAAUUAUUAGUCUAUGUUCUGCUGCUUGUGCUGCAAAGAUCGUUUGAUGAGUUUGCCUCUCAUGAUGAGAGUAGCCACGGUUGCUGAAGCAGAAGUGGCUUCAAAGCUUGCCCCUUCUGUACUGAUUUGAGUGGGAAGGACGAUGUAUAGUGUGGCAUCUUAACAGAUGAAAUGUUAUCUCAUCCGAGAGUGCACUCUCUUCUAACUUGAUCAUAGCUGCUCCUUGAAUGGGACAUUCAGGGAGGGACUUGGCUAUUGGACUGCUGCAUUCAAUCUGUUUAUACCAUGUGGAGGCAUUUGUUAAGUAUGUAUCGGCUAAGCUAUUGCCCCCUACCGUGCAGCAUCUCCACCACCACUCCAGAGCAUGCGGUUGUAUAUAGUUGGGAUUCUGUUGUAGAGCUUCCAGGAACUGCUAAGUUGGGAUUCUGUUGUAGAGCUUCCAGGAACUGCUAGAAUUGGCACCGGUGCAAUCAUCAUUUCUUCUCUCCUUCCUACUUGUAUUUCUGUUAGGCUUAUUUGGAGUGGCUUGACAGGAAAAAAUAAUUAGGAUGAGGCUUGGGGGAAUUAAAGUAAAUCCAUUAGUAUGAGGUAUAUCUGAUGGAAUUGAUUUAGCACUGGAAUUUUCAUAGGGGCAUGAUUUGAAGUAUUUCUAUUAACCUGUUGAUUAGGAAAUGCUGCCUUGUUUUUAACCCACAGAUGUUUGUUCUAAUUGCUUGGCAAAGUAGAAAGAGCCAGUUGCUCCUGUUUUUUGCUGGAAAAAAUCAAACCCGUUGAUGAAUGGCUGUCCCACUUUACUCUUGUUGCAUCAUCUGUAACUUGUUAUUGGCUUUCUGGAGUGGCAGUGUUUUUCUUUUAUUGAACUGCGAGGGGAGCGAUGCUAUUGUAAGGAUACUAGUCAUGAAGAAAAAUCUCAAUAUAUAUUCUUGUCGGCAAUA
Messenger RNA from Solanum tuberosum (potato), 4128 nucleotides. Its product is annotated as transcriptional corepressor SEUSS-like. Lineage: Eukaryota; Viridiplantae; Streptophyta; Magnoliopsida; Solanales; Solanaceae. The transcript has 10 exons. The coding region runs from base 479 to 3178 and encodes 899 amino acids. The record is from RefSeq and is a predicted model, not a curated record.